Messenger RNA from Ochotona princeps (American pika), 6959 nucleotides. It is a transcript of the gene CACNA1H, whose product is annotated as calcium voltage-gated channel subunit alpha1 H. NCBI's taxonomy places the organism in Eukaryota, Metazoa, Chordata, Mammalia, Lagomorpha, Ochotonidae. The annotation marks the transcript as partial. Gene Ontology annotation, molecular function: low voltage-gated calcium channel activity; voltage-gated sodium channel activity. Gene Ontology annotation, cellular component: plasma membrane; voltage-gated sodium channel complex; neuron projection. Gene Ontology annotation, biological process: calcium ion transmembrane transport; positive regulation of calcium ion-dependent exocytosis; membrane depolarization during action potential. The record is from RefSeq and is a predicted model, not a curated record. The transcript has 33 exons.
CUCGCCCGCACGUGGUUCGAGCAUGUCAGCAUGCUGGUCAUCCUGCUCAACUGCGUGACCCUGGGCAUGUUCCGGCCCUGUGAGGACCUGGACUGCCGCUCCGAGCGCUGCCGCAUCCUGGAGGCCUUCGACGACUUCAUCUUUGCCUUCUUCGCGGUGGAGAUGGCCAUCAAGAUGGUCGCCCUGGGACUGUUCGGCCAGAAGUGCUACCUGGGUGACACUUGGAACCGGCUGGACUUCUUCAUUGUCAUGGCAGGCAUGAUGGAGUACUCCCUGGACGGACACAACGUGAGCCUCUCGGCCAUCCGCACCGUGCGCGUGCUGAGGCCGCUGCGCGCCAUCAACCGUGUGCCCAGCAUGCGGAUCCUGGUCACGCUGCUGCUGGACACGCUGCCCAUGCUCGGCAACGUGCUGUUGCUCUGCUUCUUCGUCUUCUUCAUUUUUGGCAUUGUGGGUGUCCAGCUCUGGGCUGGCCUGCUCCGUAACCGGUGCUUCCUGGACAGCGCCUUCGUGAGAAACAACAACCUGAGCUUCCUGCGGCCCUACUACCAGACGGAGGAGGGCGAGGAGCACCCCUUCAUCUGCUCCUCACGCCGUGAUAACGGCAUGCAGAAGUGCUCACACAUCCCCGGCCGCCGCGAGCUGCGUGUGCCCUGCACGCUGGGCUGGGAGGCGUACGGUCAGCCUCAGGCCGAGGCCACAGGCGGCGGCCACGGCGCCUGCAUCAACUGGAACCAGUACUACAAUGUGUGCCGCUCUGGUGACACAAACCCGCACAACGGGGCCAUCAACUUCGACAACAUCGGCUACGCCUGGAUCGCCAUCUUCCAGGUUAUCACACUGGAGGGCUGGGUGGACAUCAUGUACUACGUAAUGGAUGCCCACUCAUUCUACAACUUCAUCUACUUCAUCCUGCUCAUCAUUGUGGGCUCCUUCUUCAUGAUCAACCUGUGCCUGGUGGUCAUCGCCACUCAGUUCUCCGAGACGAAGCAGCGGGAGAACCAGCUGAUGCGGGAACAGCGGGCCCGCUACUUGUCCAACGACAGCACGCUGGCCAGCUUCUCGGAGCCAGGCAGCUGCUACGAGGAGCUGCUCAGGUACCUGGGCCACGUGUGCCGCAAGGUCCGGCGCCGUGGCCUGCGCCUCUACGCCCGCUGGCAGAGCCGCUGGCACACGCAGACAGAGCCCAGCAGUGCCCCGGCCGGCCAGGGCCCACGCCGGGCAGGCCGGCGGGCGGCCUCUGUGCACCACUUGGUCUACCACCACCACCACCACCACCACCAUCACUAUCACUUCAGUCAUGGCAGCCCUCGCCGGCCGGGCCCUGAGACGGGCACUGCUGACUCUAGGCUGGUGCGGGCCGGCUCCCCACCCUCGCCGGGCCGCGGGCCCCCAGACGCCGAGUCCGUGCACAGCAUCUACCAUGCCGACUGCCACGUGGAAGGGCCGCAAGACAGGGCCCGAGUGGCCCAUGCUGCAGCUGCGGCCGCUGCUGGCCUCAAGCUGGCCUCAGGGUUGCGGGCCAUGAACUACCCCACAAUCCUGCCCUCUGGGCUUGGCGGCAGCAAGGGCAGCAGCAGCCCCCGGCCCUCGGGAAAGCAAGCACACAGCCCCCUGAGCCUGGGCAGUCCUGGCCCCUACGAGCGAAUCCAGCACGUGAUGGGCGAACACGGACUGGGCAGGGCCCCUGGCCGCCUGUCAGGCCUGAGUGUGCCCUGCCCGCUGCCUGGUCCCCAAGCGGGCACGCUGACCUGUGAGCUGAAGGACUGCCCACACUGCGCCCGUGCCCGGGAAGACGCUGGCUCUGAGAGUGGCGACUCAGACAUCCAUGGGGUCUAUGAGUUCACGCAGGACCUGCGACACGGUGACCAUCGGGAUCCCAUGCAGCCACCUGCUGCCGCUGAGGCCACUCCGCUGAAGGCAGCCCUGGGGGCACCACUCGGUGGGCUGGGCCGGCUGUGGGCUGCUCUCAGCGGGAAACUGCGACGCAUUGUGGACAGCAAGUACUUCAGCCGCGGCGUCAUGGUGGCCAUCCUGGUGAACACGCUGAGCAUGGGCGUGGAGUACCAUGAGCAGCCCGAGGAGCUGACCAACGCCUUGGAGAUCAGCAACGUGGUGUUUACCAGCGUGUUCGCCCUGGAGAUGCUGCUUAAGCUGCUGGCCUGUGGCCCGCUGGGCUACGUCCGCAGCCCCUACAACAUCUUCGACGGAGUCAUCGUGGUCAUCAGCGUGUGGGAGAUCGUGGGGCAGGCGGACGGCGGGCUGUCGGUGCUGCGGACCUUCCGGCUGCUGCGAGUGUUGAAGCUGGUGCGUUUCCUGCCGGCGCUGCGGCGGCAGCUCGUGGUGCUCAUGAAGACCAUGGACAACGUGGCCACCUUCUGCAUGCUGCUCAUGCUCUUCAUCUUCAUCUUCAGCAUCCUGGGAAUGCACUUGUUCGGAUGUAAGUUCAGCCUCAAAACGGACAGUGGUGACACGGUCCCUGACAGGAAGAACUUCGACUCCCUGCUGUGGGCCAUCGUCACUGUGUUCCAGAUCCUCACCCAGGAGGACUGGAACGUCGUCCUCUACAACGGCAUGGCCUCCACCUCCUCCUGGGCCGCCCUCUACUUCGUGACCCUCAUGACCUUCGGCAACUACGUGCUCUUCAACCUGCUGGUGGCCAUCCUGGUGGAGGGCUUCCAGGCGGAGGGUGAUGCCAACAGGUCGGACACGGACGAGGACAAGACCUCCACCCGCUUUGAAGAGGAUUUCAACAAGUUCAGAGACCUUCAGACCACAGAGAUGAAGCUAUGCUCGCUGGCUGUGACCCCAAACGGACACCUGGAGGGCCGCAGUGGCCUGCUGCCCCCACUGAUCCUGCGCACAGCAGCCACACCCUCCCCCAAGGGCUCCCCACAGCUGGACACCACCCGUGACCUCCCUGAUUCUCGGCGCGGCAGCAGCUGCUCUGUGGAUCCCCAGCUGGGCGACCAGCGGUCUCUGACCAGCCUCCGCGGCUCGCCCUGCACCCACUGGGGCCCCAGCAGCGCUUGGAGCAGCCGGCGGUCAAGCCGGAGCAGCCUCAAGCGGCGUGGCCAGCGCGGGGAGCGGGAGUCGCUGCUGUCCGGCGAGGGCAAGGGCAGCACCGACGACGAGGAGGCCGAGGCCGGCCGGCCUGGGGGUGCGGGGACCAUGCCGGGCCCUCACAGCCCCACUCUGCGCCGCACCGAGUCCCUGGACCCGCGGAGCCCGCGCCCCCCACCCAACCUCCUGCCCGCCAAGCUCCGUGACUGCAACGGACAGACACUGGCCCUGCCCAGCGAGAUCUUCCUGCGCAUCGAUAGCCACAGGGAGGACCCGGCUGAGCUGGACGAGGAUGUGGAGGACAGCUGCUGCUUCCGGCUGCGCAAGGUGCUGGAGCCCUACCGGCCCCAGUGGUGUCGCAGCCGCGAGUCCUGGGCUCUCUACCUCUUCUCCCCGCAGAACCGGCUCCGUGUCUGCUGCCAGAGGAUCGUGGCGCACAGGCUGUUUGACCACGUGGUGCUGGCUUUCAUCUUCCUCAACUGCAUCACCAUUGCCCUGGAGAGGCCGGACAUCGACCCAGGCAGCACUGAGCGUGUCUUCCUCAGCGUCUCCAAUUACGUCUUCACAGCCAUCUUCCUGGCUGAAAUGAUGGUGAAGGUGGUGGCGCGGGGCCUGCUGGCCGGCGAGCACGCCUACCUGCAGAGCAGCUGGAACCUGCUGGACGGGCUGCUGGUCCUGGUAUCGCUCGUCGACAUUAUCGUGGCCAUGGCCUCAGCCAGCGGUGCCAAGAUCCUGGGCAUCUUGCGUGUGCUGCGCCUGCUGCGGACCCUGCGGCCACUGAGGGUCAUCAGCCGGGCCCCAGGUCUCAAGCUGGUGGUGGAGACGCUCAUCUCCUCCCUGAGGCCCAUCGGGAACAUCGUGCUCAUCUGCUGCGCCUUCUUCAUCAUCUUCGGCAUCCUUGGGGUGCAGCUCUUCAAGGGCAAGUUCUACUACUGUGACGGUGCUGACACAAGGAAUAUCUCCACCAAGGCCGAGUGCCGGGCUGCCCACUACCGCUGGGUGCGGCGCAAGUACAACUUCGACAACCUGGGUCAGGCGCUGAUGUCGUUGUUUGUGCUGUCGUCCAAAGACGGCUGGGUGAACAUCAUGUAUGACGGACUGGAUGCUGUGGGAGUGGACCAGCAGCCCGUGCAGAACCACAACCCCUGGAUGCUGCUGUACUUCAUCUCCUUCCUGCUCAUCGUCAGCUUCUUCGUGCUCAACAUGUUCGUGGGCGUGGUGGUGGAGAACUUCCACAAGUGCCGGCAGCACCAGGAGGCCGAGGAGGCGCGCCGGCGCGAGGAGAAGCGGCGGCGACACCUGGAGAAGCAGCGCAGGAAGGCCCAGCGCCGGCCCUACUAUGCCGACUACUCGCACACCCGGCGCUCCGUGCAUGCACUGUGCACCAGCCACUACCUGGACCUCUUCAUCACCUUCAUCAUCGGCGUCAAUGUCAUCACCAUGUCCAUGGAGCACUACAACCAGCCCAAGUCACUGGACGAGGCCCUCAAGUACUGCAACUACGUCUUCACCAUCGUCUUCGUCUUCGAGGCUGUGCUGAAGUUGGUGGCUUUUGGGUUCCGGAGGUUCUUCAAGGACAGGUGGAACCAGCUAGACCUGGCAAUCGUGCUGCUGUCCAUCAUGGGCAUCGCGCUGGAGGAGAUUGAGACAAGUGCUGCCCUGCCCAUCAAUCCCACCAUCAUCCGCAUCAUGCGUGUCCUGCGCAUUGCCCGCGUGCUGAAGCUUCUGAAGAUGGCCACGGGCAUGCGGGCCCUGCUGGACACAGUGGUGCAAGCCCUGCCCCAGGUGGGCAACCUGGGCCUCCUCUUCAUGCUCCUGUUCUUCAUCUACGCGGCUCUGGGCGUGGAGCUGUUUGGGAGGCUAGAGUGCAGCGAGGACAAUCCAUGUGAGGGCCUGAGCAGGCACGCCACUUUCACCAACUUCGGCAUGGCCUUCCUUACGUUGUUUCGCGUAUCCACGGGCGACAACUGGAAUGGGAUCAUGAAGGACACGCUGCGUGAGUGCGCACGGGAGGACAGGCACUGCCUCAGCUACCUGCCUGCACUCUCUCCUGUCUACUUUGUGACCUUUGUGCUGGUGGCCCAAUUUGUCCUGGUUAACGUGGUGGUGGCCGUGCUCAUGAAGCACCUGGAGGAGAGCAACCGUGAGGCUCAUGAGGAUGGUGAUGUGGACGACACCGAGCCUGACACGCCACCAGCGCCCACUGUGCAGGGAAGUGCAGGGCCCGGGCCGGACACCUCCAAUGUGCUAGUGGCACGCAAGGUGUGCGUGUCUCGGAUGCUGUCGCUGCCCAACGACAGCUACAUGUUCCGGCCUGUGACUCCUGUCUCAGUCCCACAGCAGCGCCUCCAGGAAGUGGAGAUGGCCGCCUACACAGGUGGCGCCUCGCCAGGUCCCGCUGCAACCUCGCUGUCACUGCCCUCGGAGCCCUGUGUCCCCCUCUGUGCCCCGACCCCGCGGCCCGUGCUCUGCACUCCCAGCCCAGGCCCGCCACUCUACACACAGGAGGCCGUGCCCAUGGAGCCCUUGGAGGGGCAGGCCGAGGACCCUGGAGACAGCACCCCAGACCCUGGGGAACCUGUGAAGACGUCUGCCCAGCAAGCAUGCCUGCGGUCCCCACCCUGCUCCCCACGGCCAGCCGGCAUCCGUCCCCGCAAGCAGGUUUCAGGACAGUGCAUCUGCAGCUGCCCGCCAGGCCCCAGCACCGAGGAGGCUGAGACCUCAGACCUGGCUGACCAGGAGGUCAGCAACAUCACCAGCUCUGCCCGGCCCUGGGUCGCAGCCUCCCCGGUGGCCCCUAGGGCAGCGCCCGGCGGGCAGGCCCUGCGCAGAUUCCACAGCCUCGGUGCCCCGGGCCUCCUGGACAAGCCCAGCCAGGCGGAAGGGCAGCGGUGGCCAUCGGCAGAGCUGGGUAGCAACACUGGCCGCCCGGAGCCGGGGGAGGGCCGGGCCUGGGUCCCAGAGGCAGAGCCGGGCCUGGGGGCUCGCCGGAAGAAGAAGAUGAGCCCUCCCUGCAUCUCUAUAGACCCCCCGGCCGAAGAGGAGGGUGCUGCCCGGCCCCCGGCCACAGAGGUUGGCAGUGGCAGUGGCCUACGGCGCAGGACCCCGUCCUGUGAGGCUGCCCCCCACAGGGACUGCCUGGAGCCCACCACCACAACCAGUGAGGGCCCAGGCACGGGCGUGGACCCCACGGCCAAGGGGGAGCGGCGGGGCCGGCCCGAGCACCUGACUGUCCCCAGCUUUGCCUUUGAGUCGCUGGACACAGCAGCAGAUAGUGGUUGUAGCGAGAUGCCAGGGGCCACGGUGCCUCCAGAGCCCCAUGGGACAGACCCACCUGGGGUGCCUGGUGACCCCCCUGAGCCGGCCUGGGGGCUGCACCUUGUGGUGCCCCCAACUGACGGUGCAGGCAAGCCCACGUAGCCAGGGUAGGGGAUACGCAGGACCUUGACUCAGGGUCCAGGCGCCCAGGGGGGCAGAGGCCCCGCCACGGGCAGAGGGCCCAGCCAGAAGUCAGUUCAGGGAGGGGCAGGCGCUUGUUGUGGGCACAGUGGAGCUGGGGGCCCAGGCCGGGCCAGCAGCCUCUGUGAGCAACUACCGAGACCCCCCAACACACAGGGAGGAGGGCCCAGGGCUGCUUCUAUUCAUUCUUGGGGGAGCACAGGCUGGGACCCCUGAACCCAGUCCCGGAGACCACCUCACACUCACUGCUGAAACCCUGCCACACCCCUGCACCCUCAUGCCACCACACCUGCCUCAUGGAAGUGGUGAGACCCUGCAAUAAGAUGGGGCACGUCUCGGGCCCCCUUCCUGUGUUCCUUGGAUUCAGGUUAAACUCGCAAUAAUCCGACACGGCCAGGAGGGAGGGCGCAGCAGAAUAAACAGUAACUUAUUUAAGA